Molecule: messenger RNA, 1270 nt
Organism: Ilyonectria robusta
Lineage: Eukaryota; Fungi; Ascomycota; Sordariomycetes; Hypocreales; Nectriaceae
Exons: 1
Coding region: 322-1074 (250 amino acids)
Source: RefSeq, a predicted model, not a curated record
CGGGAGCAACGCCGAGUGGACAUCUGAGGGCCGGAGAAUUGUAACGUUUCUAUUCCUUCUGUUGACGCUAGAUGUUGACUGUCCCUAUUCAGAUCAAUUCCGUGGCAUUCCAGCCUCUCCAGUAUUGAUCUCGCGUCGAUGAUGGGUGAUUGGAACAUAUCCAAGGAAGUAUAAGAACCGGAAGGCAAUCGCCAUUCUAUGAACUACUUUCAUCACCAACUUCUACAUUCACUCCUUUGUUUCCAUCAACAUCCAUCUACCUCGUGGACAGUCAUUCGCUUCUUAUUCACUCCUUCAUUCUUUUAAAAACACUCACUCAAUAUGAUUCGCUCUCUGCUUGUCGUUGGCGUCAUGGCCGCUGGUGCCAUGGCCCAAGUUGACGCCGCCCCAGCUAUCGUCGCCAGAUGCCCUCCAGGCGUUGUCGAUUGCCACGUCUGGGAGCAUCCCGCUCCCGCCGACGUUCCGAUGCCGGUGCUCCCACCUGCAACUGUGGUGGAGUGUCCUCCUGAGGUCGUUGACUGCCCUUACCGCCAACACAACUGCCCUCCCGAGGGAUGCAAGCCUCCUACCGAGCAGAAGCCCCCGGUUAUCCCUCCUGUUGUGAUCGUGCCUCCUUGCGAGGGUUGCCACCACCCCAAGAACUGGACCAACGGCCAUGGUUGCCCUCCUGGAGGAUGCGGCUUUAUCAAGGUGCCGGUUCCAUGCAACGGUGUAAACUGCAAGAUGCCUGAGAUGCCCGAGUGCCACGGAGAGAAUUGCUCCAUGCCUCGUCCUGAGUGCCACGGCGGCGACUGCAAGAUGCCUGAGAUGCCUGAGUGCCAUGGCGAGAACUGCCCCAUGCCUCCUGUCGUCAAGGUCCCUACUUGCACCGGCGAUAGUUGCGUCACACCUCCUGUUAAGGUGCCCUGCACCGGCGAGAAGUGCCCUCCUACCUCUACUCACACCGAGACCUGCCCUCCCGGAGGUUGCAGCACAGAGACCCCCGUCGUCAUCGUCAGCGCCGGAUCCAAGGCUUACUCUGGCAGUGUUGUGGCUGCCGCCGCUGCUCUAGCCUUUGCCUUCAGCCUCAUCUAAAUGUCUUGAAGAUGCUCAUAAAACGCGCCUACGUUGGAAUACGAUACUGGAUGCUUAGGACGGAUUAUGUUGUGUUCGGGAAUCUAGACUGGAGUCUUUGUCUUGGACGAGAAAACAAUAAACCUGGGAAUAAAUCUCUAAAUACCCGAUAUUUUUGUAUCCAUUGUGAAUUGCACCCGAAUUGAUGUAUCACGAG